UGUGUGUGUGUGUGUGUGUGUGUGUGUGCGUGUUGUCAGCACCAGCCGUUACUACAAGAGGAGCACAUUCAACCUUGAGUUGCAAAUCUCAUCUGUGGCUGGAUGGACAAGCCAAUGAAAUCAAGUGGGAAGUUCUUCAUCGUCAUUAUUCUUUUCAUCUUCAUCUUCUGCAUCAUUGUUAAGACUCCCAAGACAUACAGGUCAAUCCCAAACCCGCGUGGGCCUCCAAAAGCUUGCCCCUAUUACAUCUCUGAGCAGACCAUCACCCCCCUCAACAACACCAAGCACUUCCAGGUGUCGGCCUACAUGGACCAGAGAGUGAAGGGUUUGGAUAUACGCAUCAUUGGCAUAUUUAGGAGAGACUCCAUCCAACCCCUGCACUGUCUUUUCUGCUGUGCAGACUACGUAUCAAGUACAACCACUCCAGCGACCAUUUUACAACACCCAGACAACUUUGGUUUUCCCUUCGUCACGACAGAUGUCAUGUGUCGGAUCCCUCAAAACUGCAACGCUACACAUGUCACCCUUCAGACUCAGCCAGGGAGCGUGACUCAAUCUGACCAGAUUUGGCUCCCCAUAAAAAACAAAAAGACCAACAGGAAGGAGGAGGAGAAGUUUCAGUUUAACUUCACAGUCUGCAUCUCCAACCUGUUUGGAGACUACAACAAUGUGCUUCAGUUUGCACAGACUCUGGAGAUGUACAGGUUGCUGGGUGUGGACAGAGUGGUGAUCUAUAACACCAGCUGUGGCCCAGACCUCGACCGCCUGUUGCAGAGCUACAGCCAGGAGGGCUUCGUGGAGAUGGUUCCCUGGCCCAUCGACAAGCAUAUGAAUCCGUCUCGUGGCUGGCUCUUCUCAGAGCACGGCGGGGACGUGCACUACUUUGGCCAGCUGACCACGCUUAAUGAGUGUAUUUACAGAUCCAUGACCCGGUCACGCUACGUCCUGUUGAACGACAUUGAUGAGAUUAUAAUGCCAUACCAACACAACAACCUGAUGUCUCUGAUGAACGUGCUCCAACAGCAGAAACCAAAUGCGGCGGUGUUCCUCAUUGAGAACCAUAUCUUCCCCAAGAUCCACUUUGAGCCAAGUGGGAAGUUUCACCUGCCUCAGUGGAACGGGGUUCCAGGAAUUAAUAUUCUGGAGCACAUAUACAGGGAGGAGCCAAACAGAAAUAUAUAUCACCCCUACAAGAUGAUAGUUCAGCCAAGGUUGGUGGAGCAAACCUCCGUACAUGAGUUACUCAAGAAUUUUGGUCAACGUUACAAGGUUCCACCAGAUGUUUGUCGGAUCAUUCACGUCCGCGUGCCUCUGCAGGGGAGGUUAACACGGGAGCAGCUCCAUGUGGACAAACGGCUGUGGGAUUUCCACGAAAAACUCAUUCCCAGCGUGGACAAGGCGCUGAAGAGAGUGGGACUGCUGGGGAAGAGCUGACGGACGGGACUGGUGAGACAGUCAGAUGGAGGCAAGGUGCUGAGAAAUUGACAUAAAGGUUAAGGUAGUUAACGCAAAGCACAGCUGAAGAUGGUAGUUUUUAAUGUAUUUUGUCACAUUGAAAUCAGUGACCUAUACAGAAGUUAAGGGAUUGGAAUUCCUACGCUGCUAGCAUUACAUACAAAAAAUUAUUUUGUGCAUUGUACUGUCUCAGACUGCUGGUCACUGUUAUAAAAAACGAAUAAAAAAGCUUUUGAUUAAUUAGGUCAGUAAUGAUAAUUGUAGCCUGCAUGGGUGGUAUCCCUCAUCAUCAGAAUUAAAGUUAAUGUUAAAUUCUGUGUAAUUUAUAUAUUAGUAAAUCUUUUCAAAAUGUAUUUGGAAAAAGCUGUGUCCUUAAUGAAUGAAUGAAAUGUGAUUUAGAGAUUUUGUGAGGCCAGUGAGAGUCAUGAAAACCUUGUGAUUUCUUAUCAGACUGUUAGCAGGGUAGCUGUUGACAAAUCAAGCAGUGGUGUUAGUAGUUAUUUGUUCAUGUGAGCAUCUGGUCAGGCAGCUACUGUGUGUGGUUUUUCUGUUUACAGCCAAAUGUGAGAGAAAUGACUCUUCUAAAAACAGUAUUUUUGUUAUUUUGUUUGCUUUAUUGUGAACAUUGUGUAUAUCAUGUGAAAUUAUGUGAAAACUUUUUUUUUUUUACCAAAUGAUUCAUCAAUUACUUUUUAUUG
This is a messenger RNA of Seriola dumerili (greater amberjack), 2153 nucleotides long. RefSeq lists its product as uncharacterized. The transcript has 5 exons. Lineage: Eukaryota; Metazoa; Chordata; Actinopteri; Carangiformes; Carangidae. The record is from RefSeq and is a predicted model, not a curated record. The coding region runs from base 103 to 1434 and encodes 443 amino acids.